Epinephelus moara (kelp grouper) is the source of this 4561-nucleotide messenger RNA. RefSeq lists its product as uncharacterized. The record is from RefSeq and is a predicted model, not a curated record. Gene Ontology annotation, molecular function: nucleic acid binding. The coding region runs from base 2821 to 4314 and encodes 497 amino acids. Gene Ontology annotation, biological process: DNA integration. The transcript is spliced from 2 exons. Lineage: Eukaryota; Metazoa; Chordata; Actinopteri; Perciformes; Serranidae.
UAAAUAAAUAAAAUAAAAAUCAACCAGCCACCCUCCUCCCCUUCAUAAGUAACGAACAGUCCCUAAAGUACGGUGAGGUUUGUGGGCAGUGAACGGCUUGUUUCUCCUCUGACACGUCACGUACAGUCUGUGUUCGGCUGGCUCGGCUGUUCAGGUACUUCUGGGCAGUCAUGACGCCAAGAAGAGGAUAUUAUUGGAGCUGACUUCUCCGUCGCCCGGUAAGCCGAUGGCCGCCGUAAUUGUCAGGAAUGCAUUACUGUCUGUGUCUGUGACCCCCGUUCAACCCACAACCGAUGGUAUUCGCCUUUCGUUUCUGCUGCUGGUUGAAAUCUGUAGGCUGCUCGCACAGCGUGCUGAAUGAUUUAAGCCCAUUUUGCUCACUCAAAAGUAUUUUUAGUCGCAAAUGCGAGUGCUGUGACGGGCGGAUCGCCACACUGCCGACAUUUUACUCAGCCCGUCACGGCACAGUGUUCAGUGUUACUAAGAUUGUCAUAAUAUGUAAAUCUCGACAUAUGCUGGACAUUUGAGCCGUAUUAGCAGCUAUGUUGCUAACGUUAAGUGUUUCAAAACGAAACAGAGCUGAAAACACUGAGCGGACCCGACGGAAUAUAAACCGACGUAACGUAACGCUAAUUGAGAUCAACUAUGAUUGAAUCACUGUGAUUAUGGUUAUUGUAUGGCGAGCUAGAAUCGAUAUAGACGGCCAGUUAUGCUUUCUCGACAUAAGCUCAAGGAAACAACAUAAAACGCUGCCGUGUUAACCUUUGACCGAGAGCAUGCACUCCUUUUGUCAUCCAGGUAAUCCUCUGACUCACAUGCACACUUCUCAUGUGUGAAUUAUUCUGUGUAAUGAUGACCAUUGCCCUUAGGGUUUUUUUGGUUUCUCCUGCACAUUUGUGAUAUCUAUUCUAUAUAUUGUAUGUCUUUUGUUAAUACUCUUGUAUUGUUUUGUUUUAUAUAUAUUUUUCCUCUAGUGCUAAUAAAUAAAUAAUUAAUAUAUAAAUUGUUUACAUAAUUUGCUGACUUUUAAAAUGCACCAGACAAAUAAGCUUUGCUCCUGUAAUGUGUUUACAUAUUUUGUUAAUUUAAAAUAAAAUUUUCUGUUGCUGUGCCAAUCCCUUGCCCCUUUAAUGUGAAAGUUUCAUUUUAAUAUAAGAUUUUGGCUGUUAACAUUUUAGUAUGAUAAGGAAGUUACAAGAUUUAGUGAAGUUAUUUCAAUGUAUCUAUUUUUUGGACAUUUUACAGCGCUUAAAAAAAUAUCGCAAUAUUAUCGUUUACCGUGAUAAUUUGGUCACUAUAAUCGAGAUAUCAAAUUUUCCAUAUGGUUACAUCCCUAGACAGGGUUAAGUGUUUAUGUUUUUUGGUCUUUUCAGUGAAGCUGUUGUUUGUUUGGGAGCCAGAGUUAAUGUGCUGGUGGUCAAUUUGUGGCAGUGAGUUUAGCGGUCCGGUACAGCCGCUGUAGUUGCCGGUGGUUCUGUCCCUGUUAGGCUUAGCACGGAUUCCUUUUUGGAGUUCGUGUGGGGGGGUGUUAAUGUGGUGUGAACGUGGUUGGAGCUAUACGCUCGGGAGCACAGCCGAGGCUGCGGUGGAGUCGCCAAUUGUUGGUUGCUUCAUCGAGUUUGCGGUAAUUAGUGCAUAAAUACCCACCGCAAAUAGCGCUUGAAGACUAGGGGGGAGUUUAGCUAGAUCUGGGCAGGCAGUUAGAGGGACUUUGCCGCUGUGACGUUUGGGCUGUGUGACGGGCUGGGUGAGCUUGGUGUGCCAAGUGUUUAGUUGUGACUGAUUGACUGUGUGUAGGUAAGUGAGUUCUAGUGAGCAUGGCGAGUGUAAAGGAGUUUUUGAGAGCACCAUCAGAGGAGCUGCUGGAGGGCUGGUCACGUGGACAAUUGAUCCAGAUUGCAGAGUAUUUUAACUUUGAUGUUGGUGAUAAGAGAAUGAAAAAAAACAUAAAAAAUUUUAUCAGAGCUAAUCUGGCUGACCGGGGUUUUUUCAGUCCUAAAACACAUGUUGCUGGACUUGUAGACAGCGUUGAGGUGUCUGGCUGUGGCGAGGCUAGUUCGUCUUUUGAGCAGAGGAGGGAGUUGUUGCUCCUGCAGACAGAGAUGGAGAAGUUGGCAGUGGAGAAGCUGAGGAGAGAGGCUGAGCUUAAGAGGUUUGAGAUGGAAGAGCGGAGGUUGAGUCUGCAUACUGGUGGUCCUGUUCAUGCCUCUGGCUCUGCUGGUGGAUCCUUUUCUUCAUUUGAUGUUGCCAGUAAUCUGCGGUUAGUUCCUCAGUUUAGUGAAUGGUGCCCAGAUACUUUUUUCUCUUUGUUUGAACGUGUAGCUGAGAGCAGGGGUUAGUCUGAUUCUGAACUUACCCUUUUGUUACAGUGUGUGUUAACAGGUAAAGCUCAGGAGGCCUAUUCAGCCCUGUCAGUGGCUGAAAGCAAGGUUUAUUUGAGAGUCAAAGAGGCUGUGUUGAAAGCGUAUGAGUUAGUUCCUGAGGCCUACCGCCAGAAGUUGAGGUCUUGGGAGAAGUCUGGUAAGCAGAGUCACGUUGAGUUUGCCAGGGAUUUGGUCACCUUUUUCAGCCGGUGGCGCACUGCUUUAGAAGUCAGUACCUUUGAUGCCUUAUCUGAUUUGGUUGUUUUGGAGCAAUUUAAAAAUUCUGUUCCCAGUCACAUUGCAGUUUACAUCAGCGAGCACAAAGUGAAGACUGCAGCUGAGGCUGCUGCACUGACUGAUGACUAUGUGCUGACCCACCGCGGUGAGUUCAGGGCUCCUGAGGGUGGUGGUGCCUAUCGUGCUGUGGGUAAGUGGGAAGAGAAACAGCGUCCACACCAUGGUAAGUCUGAGUAUCCUACACGGGCUCAGUCGCAGUUCAACACUUCAAAAAAAUUUUCACUUCUGUAAGGGUAGAGGUCACUGGAAAGCUGAUUGUCCCAAAGCUAAUGCUCGUCGGGGGAAUAGUGGGGGUCAGGGUACCUCUGGUGUUUGUGCUGUGUCUGUGGAGCCUGUCUCUGUUGUCUCUCCUCCUCAGCAGCUGAAGGAUCGAGAGAAGCCUGACUUCUCAGCAUUCAUGUCCGAUGGCUAUGUGUCGCUGGUCGGAGGUAACACCACGGUACCGGCAAAAAUUUUGAGAGAUACUGCCGCGCAUGAUUCCUACAUUUUGAGCUCUGUGUUACCAUUUUCUGAGAACACUGAAACAGGAGACUUUGUCCUGAUGUGGGGUAUGGGAUUGAUUGUUGAGCCUGUUCCGCUGCAUUCUCUCAUUCUAGAUUGUGGUUUGGUGCAGGGUGAGGUCGCCAUGGGGGUACGUCCUGCACUGCCUGUAGAAGGGGUGGAUGUUAUCCUUGGGAAUGGUCUGGCUGGAAACCGUGUGUGGGCCAAGAGUCCACCGCCGCCCAUUGUGUCAUCUUUACCCAUUGUGGCUGGUAACGUAGAUGAGAUAGCACAUGCUUCCCUGGUGUUUACAGCUUGCGCUGUGACGCGGGCUAUGAGUCGUGAGCAGGGGGAGCCUGAGCAGGGUGAAGAGGUGAGUGAGGUUGAUGUUGUAAGUGUCCCUGACUCAUUGUUGCCUGUUUCUCGUUGUGAUUUAGUGUCAGAGCAACCGCUGUUUGAUGCCGUUUUCUCCACUGAGGAUGGGAGAAGUGCUGCUAGUGGUUAUCUGCUGCAGGAUGGCCUUCUGGUGAGGAAAUGGUUGCCGCACGGUGAGGAUUUCAUUGGGAAGCCAGUUUUUCAGUUUGUGGUUCUUGAGAAGUUUUGUUGCGAGGUUCUUAAAACUUCACACAACCAGCUUGGACAUCUGGGUGUACGUAAAAUGUAUAACUACAUUCUAAGGUAUUUCUUUUGGCCUCGUCUAAAGAGAGAUGUGUCAUGUUUUGUUAAAUCGUGUCACACAUGUCAGAUGACAGGAAAACCCAAUCAGGUUGUAAGUCCUGCUCCGCUUUGCCCCAUUCCAGCGAUUGCCCAGCCAUUUGAGCACUUAAUUGUUGAUUGUGUUGGUCCUCUGCCUCGGUCCAAAUCUGGUAGUAACAACCUGCUUACAGUGAUGUGUCAAAGCACGCGUUACCCAGCCCCAUAUCCUUUGCGUUCCAUCACAGCAAAGUCAGUGGUUAAAGCGUUAACACAGUUCAUUUCCGUUUUCGGAAUACCAAAAGUUAUCCAGAGCGACCAGGACUCAAAUUUUUCAUCCAACUUCUUCGCUCAGGUGUUGAAAAGGUCAAAGAUCCAGCAUAACAGGUCUUCUGCUUAUCAUGCACAGAAAGUCAGGGAGCUCUUGAGAGGCUCCAUCAAACACUUAAGUCUCUGUUGCAUGGUUAUUGUGUUGAGUUGAGUCAGGACUGGGAGGAAGGGUUGCCAUGGCUUCUGUUGGCUGCCAGGGAAGUUGUGCAGGACAGUACCGGUUUUAGCCCUAACGAGCUUGUUUUUGGCACUCGCGCUGCUACACGACACGUUGUCACAAGUGUGACAAAUGUUUUGCGUGUAAGGGCGGCAACACUAGUAAUUUGUCAAAACACCUACACACACCACAUCUAUUGCACGUCUGUCCGUCCUGGAAGAGGGAUCCCUCCUCAGUUGCU